AUGUCAUCAAACAAAGGCAUCAAAGCCGCACUCAUAGUUGUAGACCUCCAAGAGGACUUCUGCCCGCCAAAAGGCAGUCUAGCAGUCACCGAUGGACGCUCCAUUGCUCCCAUCAUCAAUGACCUUCUCAAGCUACCAUGGGCCCUCAGGGUAGCGACCAAGGACAUGCACCCGGAAGAUCACAUUUCAUUCGCGACGAAUCAUCCCCCACCCAACAACAAGCCCUUCGAGUCGACCAUCACCAUCUCCAAUCCUCGCAACUCUGACGAGACCCAGACUACGCAAUUAUGGCCAGUCCACUGCAUCGCUGGCUCGCCAGGCAGUGAAUUGAUCCCUGAGCUUGAUGCCACCAAGUUGGAUGACAUCGUAGAGAAGGGACAGGACAAGAGAUUAGAAAUGUACUCGGCUUUUUGCACGCCCUUCUUGAACCCAAAGAUUGUCGAGACCGGCCUCGCAAAAUCUCUACGCGAGAAGGGUGUCACACAUGUCUUCUGUGUCGGUCUGGCUGCCGAUUUCUGUGUCAAAGCUACUGCUGUUGAUGCUGCAAAGGAAGGCUUUGAGGCGUUCGUCAUCCGUGAGGGCACGAAAGGUGUUGAACAAGGUCAAGAGGCCGACAAGAAGCUCGCACAUGAGUUGAAAGAGCAGAAUGUCAAGAUGGUCAGCGUCGACGGACCUGAAGUUGCCAAGGUCAGAGACCAGAAGUAG
Molecule: messenger RNA, 705 nt
Organism: Aureobasidium subglaciale EXF-2481
Lineage: Eukaryota; Fungi; Ascomycota; Dothideomycetes; Dothideales; Saccotheciaceae
Exons: 2
Coding region: 1-705 (234 amino acids)
Source: RefSeq, a predicted model, not a curated record